Lactuca virosa is the source of this 1053-nucleotide messenger RNA. NCBI's taxonomy places the organism in Eukaryota, Viridiplantae, Streptophyta, Magnoliopsida, Asterales, Asteraceae. The record is from the annotation of a GenBank genome assembly.
AUGACCAGAAAUCAGAAUCGUGAUGGUGCAUCAUCAUCGAGCAGGAAGAGAGUCAAUGGUGGUGUGGCACCUUGGUCAGACCUUAACCCUGAUGUGCUUUUUUUAGUUAUGAUGAAACUGGGAGUGAUUGAUUUUCUAGCUUUUGGUGGUGUGUGCAAGACGUGGAGGUCACUCGCACUCAAUAAUAAGAAGAUUUUUAUGGCAUCCAGACCACCCAUGUUGAUGUCAAUCUCUGAUCCUUCUUAUGAGAAGAAAGAGUGCUACUGCUGUCUAGAGGACUUUGAAGGUAGAAAGUUCAAAACCUUCCUUCCCCAUGCUGCUGGCAGGAUCUGUGUUGGAAUAACUUGUGGUUACCUGAUCUUGUUCGGAGGGGAAACCAAAGACUUCUGGCUUGUAAAUCUUAUCACAAGGCACCAACUUCAUUUCCCUUGUUUCCCCUUUAAUGCACGUACUGAUCUAGCAAGAAUGAGAGGUAUCCUUGUCUUUUCACCUUCGGUAUCUGGGUGGGUGUUUGUGGUGUUGCGUACAUUCUCCUGUCAAAUUUGGUUUUCUAUAGCGGGUACACGAGCAUGGAGUCGUAUCUCCACUUUCCUCACGAUUGAUUUACAUGCUUUCAAGGGGAAGAUAUAUACCCUAAACAUCUGUUGUCGUUUAUGUGAAAUGAGACUCACUCCAGAGCCCAAAUUGACUUUACUCCAAACCAAGAAUAUUCCACCGCCAGGCUUCUUUUUUCCGGAGUUUGUAAGUUCGGGUGAAAACCUUUAUGUGAUGGACCGUGGGUUAAAAGAUUCAUACACGGCUCAUGAACUAGAUUUUGAGGAAAUGAAGUGGGUGUCGUCGGAAAAAACAUUAGAAGAACGUGCGUUCUUUGUUAAUGGCUUCAAGUAUUCUUCUGCUAUUAAAUCAGACUUGUGGGUUGAUCAUCGGUCACUAUAUGAGAGAUAUGCUUACUUCCAUUCCACCAUUGAUACAAGUCGAAAAGGCGGGUUCCUUCCUUCAUACAUCUGGUACUUCCCCAAUGAUUGUUUGAAUGUUAAUCUCUUAGAUGAAUGA